This is a messenger RNA of Acanthamoeba castellanii str. Neff, 1476 nucleotides long. Its product is annotated as cytochrome p450 superfamily protein. The coding region runs from base 1 to 1476 and encodes 491 amino acids. The transcript has 14 exons. Lineage: Eukaryota; Discosea; Longamoebia; Acanthamoebidae. The record is from RefSeq and is a predicted model, not a curated record. Gene Ontology annotation, molecular function: heme binding; oxidoreductase activity, acting on paired donors, with incorporation or reduction of molecular oxygen; iron ion binding.
AUGGCACCACUGUGGCUGCUCAGUCUGGGCGUGGCUGUGCUGGCGAUCCUCCUGCACUAUGUGUACCUGCGCUACAAGUGGCGGACCUUGCCUUCAGCUGGGCCAGUCCCCUUUCCCAUCAUCGGCAGCGCUCAUCUUCUGCACCCCGUCGAAGCGUUCCACGAGCUGCUGAGGCAGCACUCGCUCCUCUAUGGCCCCGUCUACACGUUCUGGCUCGGCAUGAAGCCCUACGUUGUGCUCGGAAGUCCCGAGGUGCUCAAGCAGGUGCUGGACCAGGACUACAUGACAUUCGACCGCGAGAAGGACCUCAACGACAUCUUCCACGACAUCGCCUCGGGACUGGUGCUCCAGUUCAAUGGCGAUGGCCACAGGAGGAGCAGGAAGCUGGUCGGUCCGGCGUUCCACAAGUCCAACCUCAACCUGUUGAUGAAUAGGGUGGCGAACCGAGCGGAGAUUCUGUGCGAGGCCCUGGGCGCUCAUGCGAGGUCGGGCGAGCCCCUCGACGUGCAAGACGAGUUCCAGCGGCUCACCUUCGACGUCAUCGGCCAGCUGUGUCUCGGCUUCGACUUUGGCACGCAGACGAACCCCGACAGUCCCAAGGCCUACGACGAUUGUCUGCGGCACCUCUACCAGAAUCGCUGGCUUGCCCUGUUUCCCAUCUGGAAGAUCUGGCGCACUCCAGCCGAGCGAAAGUACUUCAAGCAGAUGGAGCUGCUGCAGACCACAUUCCGACGCAUCGUGGUCGAGCGCAGAGAGAGCGGAGUGCGCGAUGACGAGCGGGACAUUUUGGCGUGCAUGCUGCGCGAGAGCCAGAAGCCCGAAGGCCAAUGGGUUGACGACGACGAAAUCAUCCGCCAGAUGAUGACGUUCAUGUUCGCAGGCCACGACACCACCAUGAACCAGCUGACGUGGCUCUUCUACUACAUCUCUCAGAACAGUGACGUCGAGGCCAGGUUCCACGCGGAGCUGGACCAGGUCCUGGCGGGUCGCACACCCACCUUCCAGGACUUGUCUCAGCUCACCUUCCUGGACAAGUUGAUGAAGGAGACGCUCAGAUUGAAGCCAUCGGCGCCCAGCCUCGGCAGGGAGGUGACCAGGGACAUCACCAUCCACCACCAGGGCAAGGACUGGUUCCUGCCCAAGGGCACCAAGGCGGCCUGGUCGCCCUACAUCGUGAUGCACCAUCCGGACAACUGGAGCGACCCCGAAACGUUCAACCCGGACCGGGAGCAGUGGAAGGUGGAGGAGGGCAAGUGGCCGGCCCCGAUGACCUUUGUGCCCUUCGGCGCCGGUCCCCGCUCGUGCAUCGGUGAAGAGAUGGCGCGCAAGGAGAUCAAGAUGGUGGCGGCGAUGGUGGGCCAGAGGUUCCGGUUGCAGCUGGUGCCGGGCCACCUGGCCGAGGCCGAGUUCGCCACCACGCUGCGAGCGCGCUACGGGAUGCGCAUGACCGUGCACCCGCGCCCCAUUUCCUCAUAA